Messenger RNA from Naegleria gruberi, 1653 nucleotides. RefSeq lists its product as uncharacterized. NCBI's taxonomy places the organism in Eukaryota, Heterolobosea, Eutetramitea, Acrasida, Naegleriidae. The coding region runs from base 405 to 1445 and encodes 346 amino acids. The record is from RefSeq and is a predicted model, not a curated record. The transcript has a single exon.
CCAACACAAACUAGACACACAUAAUAACGGUGGUGAUUACGAGAGAGGCGUUUAUUGUUGUUCUCUUGCUUGUGGUUCACAUUAAAACGACAGUGAACAAUUGCUUUUUCGGUUUUAAAGAUUACAGCAGCACAAUUUUUAGGAGUUUUUUAUUAUUCAACGUUGAAGAAAAUAUCAAGACAAUAAGAGAGUAACAGUUUAAACUUGAAGAAAACAACAGUUUUGAAGAGAAUUUAUAGUUAGUCUAAUAUUGUGAUAGAGAAUAUUUUAACUCUACACUUAAAUCAACUCAUUCCGAUAAGCAAUUUUUAGAUAUUUAGUAUCUUCUUUAUAGUGUGUAUCAUCUUUAAUAGUAUUCUAUAAGAACCUUAUCAUUAAUAUACUAAUAAUAAUUGAUAAUUUGAAUGACUUUAACAAUGCUAUCUAAGAAUAGUCCUAAUAUGAUGAUGAUGCUGAUGAAUGAAUCAUCAUCAUCGUCUUCUUCUACUACUGUACAGUCUACCAGUACUUCUACUCCUACUAGUAAUUCCAAUACUACUACUACCAACUGUAACAAUACUUCUUCUUGUACAUUUACUACUGCCAGUAAUAGUCUAAAUAACAACCUCACACGUGAACAAUUGGAAAGAUUUGUUAGUGGGAGACAAUUCAUUCAAGAUAAUCUCCGAGAGAGAAAUAUUCUCAGAGAUUAUGAAACAAACCGAUUGGGAUAUCAAGUGAGUCAUACACUGAGCUCGACAAUUGAGAAAAUACUUUGGAAGAAGAGACAGUCUAGUCUCUCCCAGAAAUUAGAAAAUAGGCCAAAUAUUGAACAAUUGGAACAGAGAGGAAUCAUUCCAUUCUUACAUCACUAUUAUGAUCAGACGGGUAUGGAUGCACCCACAGAAAAUAGUGAAAAACCAUCAUCAAAUAAUUCAUCAAAGGAGAAUUCUCCAGUAUCUUCUCCAAGAUUAGAUCAUCAUCAGGAUAGUUCGUUACACCUUUCUUCAAGCCAUUCACCAUCUUCUAUACCCUAUCUAUAUGAUCAUGAACAAACACUUUGUGGAAUAGGAAUAGGAAGAGAGGAAAAGGAACGAAAAAAGAGACACAUUGAGAGUUUUCUUGUUAGAAGACCAUCGAAAAAAGAUCUUGUGGACCUUUUUACAAGGAAAGGCAAUGCUAGUCCAACAGGUCUUUUAGGAAAUCAUGAUCAAGAAAAUCCCACUCUAAUCUAUGAUGUGACAGCUUCCAACAAUAAUCUUUCAACAUUUGAUCCUAUGAGUAUACUGUUAGAACCUCAUGUUCUACAAAUUCAUAAUCAAUUAGAAAGUAUUUAUAACCAACGAGGUGAUAUAUCUUCUAAUUCAUCUUCUUCUGAUAAUCUCAAUGAACAAGAAGAUGAAUCCAACAAGAUUGAAUCCGAUGAAACUAAUAUCACAAUACCUGAUGAAACACAACAGAAUUAACUUGAUUCAGUACAAGAAUGUCAAACCAUUCUGUACAAUUUUCUCCACUAACCUAUAUUUCCCAUUCCUCUUUCUGCAAUCUUUUAUUAUUACCUUAAAUUAUUAACCUUAAUCUGAGUUUCUAUCUGUGUUCCAAUGUGACACAAUAUCCGUGCCUCAUCCAGAUAGCUAUCCAUAAGCCACAUUACAAUAAAAAAUCAUUAUCAUU